UCACGGGAUCCCAGCCACGCCUGGGAUGGGAGCCCCAGGAAAUAAGCCAGAACUCUACGAGGAAGUGAAGCUGUACAAGAACGCCCGGGAGCGAGAGAAGUACGACAACAUGGCCGAGUUGUUUGCUGUGGUGAAGACCAUGCAGGCUCUGGAGAAAGCGUACAUCAAGGACUGCGUCACUCCCAGCGAGUACACGGCUGCCUGCUCUCGCCUCCUGGUCCAGUACAAGGCGGCCUUCAAGCAGGUGCAAGGGCUGGAGAUCAAUUCCAUCGAUGAUUUUUGUCGCAAGUUUCGGCUGGACUGCCCCUUGGCGAUGGAGAGGAUCAAGGAGGACCGGCCCAUCACCAUCAAGGACGACAAGGGCAACCUCAACCGCUGCAUUGCGGACAUUGUGUCGCUCUUUAUCACAGUGAUGGACAAGCUGCGCUUGGAAAUCCGGGCCAUGGAUGAGAUCCAGCCCGAUCUCCGGGAACUCAUGGAGACCAUGAACCGCAUGAGUCACUUGCCCCCAGACUUUGAAGGCCGGCAGAAAGUGAACCAGUGGCUGCAGACCCUGAGCGGGAUGUCGGCUUCUGAUGAACUGGAUGACUCCCAAGUCCGACAGAUGCUGUUCGAUCUGGAAUCGGCCUACAAUGCCUUCAACCGCUUUCUGCACUCGUGAGGACGAUGCCGGGGCUGGACUGGAACCGUGGCCGAGACGGGUCCCUCUUUGAUGUCAACAGCCCAACCGGUGGCUACACGGAGUCAAGCGGCGAGGAGGCCAUGGUGCAGGGCGUCGAAUGUACAGGCCUCCCGUUGCCCUUUUGUUGACUGGGACCCUUCUUGAAAAAAGAGGGUCUUGUUUGUGUUUAAGCUCUAUUGUUUUUCUGUUAGUUCUUUCAUUGCAUCAUAUUUGUGCUCACAGUCUCACAGGGGGAAACAGGGAGGGUCCACGGAGGGUUCAGCGGCUGCCUCUCGCCGUCAAAGGGCGACCGUGGUGGUGCCAGGGAAUGCCCCAGAGGGGCCUGUAUUUAUUUGGGUCUUGCUUUCACCUCAGAGAGGCAAACCUCAAGAGGGGUGAAGCAAAUAAAUCCUCUUUCUACACUAA
Molecule: messenger RNA, 1087 nt
Organism: Pogona vitticeps (central bearded dragon)
Lineage: Eukaryota; Metazoa; Chordata; Lepidosauria; Squamata; Agamidae
Source: RefSeq, a predicted model, not a curated record